Engraulis encrasicolus (European anchovy) is the source of this 5889-nucleotide messenger RNA. It is a transcript of the gene lama4, whose product is annotated as laminin, alpha 4. The transcript is spliced from 40 exons. Lineage: Eukaryota; Metazoa; Chordata; Actinopteri; Clupeiformes; Engraulidae. Gene Ontology annotation, biological process: regulation of cell migration; regulation of embryonic development; regulation of cell adhesion. Gene Ontology annotation, molecular function: signaling receptor binding. Bases 99 to 5759 code for a protein of 1886 amino acids. The record is from RefSeq and is a predicted model, not a curated record.
UAGUCAGAGAGAGAGAGAGAUAGAAAGAGAAAGAGAAAAAGGGAGAAGGCAGCAAGCAGCAGCAACCCCUGCUGCAAAAAACUCCCCACAACUGACACAUGAAAACAUACACACACAAUUUCGCAGAGGAAAUGGCAGCGAGGCGAGUGCUGUCCAUCCUGUGCCUGCUCUCCAUCCUGUCAGGAAGUGCCCGGUGUGUUUUGUGGGAUCAACAGAACACCGUGCUGAAAGUGUGUGGCAGGGGAUAUUUCUUAAGCGCGCGGGGGGACUGCUUACCGUGCAACUGCAAGGGCCAUGCCGACAGUUGUGAAGAUAUUACUGGAGUCUGCAUUUCUUGUAAAGACCACUCUGCUGGCGAUUUCUGCGAAAGCUGUGAAGAUGGGUUCGCGCCAGAGGUCACGGUUGACGGCCGUCAUUUGUGCCGCCCCUGUGCCUGCCCCUUGCCAACCGCCUCCAACAACUUUGCAGAGUUCUGCGACCGGAGAGGGCGAUUUUUACGGUGUGUGUGUCAACCAGGCUACGCGGGAAACAGCUGUGAAAGAUGUGCACCAGGUUACUACGGAAACCCCAUGAGGCCUGGAGACUCCUGCAAGAAGUGCGACUGCAACGGAAACUCUGACCCCAACCUGAUCUUCAACGAAUGCAGCAACGUCACAGGCCAGUGUUUGAACUGCUGGGGCAACACAGCCGGUGCCAACUGCGAGCGCUGUGCGCCUGGAUUCUACGGGGACGCCGUCAGUGCCAAAAACUGCCGGGAGUGCCAGUGUAACAAGUGUGGCACGGCCUCAUGUGACGACCGCACCGGGGUAUGCCACUGCAGGCCAGGCGUCACGGGCAGACUGUGUGACCAGUGUGAGGAAGGCCAUUCGGGUUUCUCCAGCUGCCUUGGCUGCCGGCGAUGCGAGUGUGCUGCUGCUGCUCUCAAGUCCACCUGCCACCCCCUCACCCACAGCUGUAAGUGCAGGCCGGGAGCCGGGGGCCGGUACUGCGAGCGCUGUCUGCCGGGACACUGGGACUACAGCAACUCAGGCUGCAAACAGUGUGACUGUGCCAGUGGCCACUGUGACAUGCACACGGGGGAGUGUCUGCCUGAACCCUCUCAGGUCAGCGAGUGCAACAUCGAGUGUGACGAGUGUAUCUGGCACCUGAUUGGAGACGUGCGUCAGUCCAACAAGACCCUAGACCAGCUGAAGGUCAGCGUGCUGAACAUCUCCAGUGGGGCUGCGGCCAACGAUCGCAUCAAGUACUACAACUACACCGCCCAUCGUCUGCAGGCACAGUUUGUUGGCUGGAAAAACAAGUCGGCCGCGCUGCGAUCCCAGACCGAAGCCCUGGAGGAGGGCGUAGAACAGCUGCUGCAAGACACACCAACAUUUUCAGACCGAGGGGACACGGUCAAGUUCCUGGGAGAGAAUGUGGAGGAGGAUACGCAACACAGCCUCAACCUGGCAGACGAACUCACACUCAACCUCACUACUCUCAACGUUGUCAUAGAAGAGAUGAUCAGUGACUGGGAGAAGUAUAGGGAGCAGCAGGAGGUUGACCCAGAGACGGUGCGGCGCAACACAGCCCACGCAGAGGGCAUGCUGGCCAGGAUGAGAGGCAUAGACCUCACCCCCAACGAGCCCAUAAGCACCAAGGAAAAGUCAGACGCCAGUGAAUUGCUGCGUAGCGUCCGGCAGCUGGAGAAGCGGCUGGUGUCCACGGAGGGCCGGAUCAGCCCCGUGAGGGAGGCCGUGUCUGCCGUCAGCUCCAAGCUAUCCCAGGCCGAGGAGCUGCUGGCUCAGGCCCAGACCACCAACGCCCAGACCGACCGCAUGCACCGGGACAACCUCCUCAAGCUGCAGAGGAGCAGGGCCCAGCAGCAGAGGCUGAUGGAGAACUAUGACGGAGUGAAUGAGACCCUCAUCAUGGCUGCAGACGUCAUCAGUGGCGCCCAACAGGGUGUCAACGACCUGGAGACCAUGGUGAAGAACUUGAGUCAGUACCACGCUAAAAUCGACGGAGCCAGCAAACAGCUGACAGACAAAACCGAGAGUCUCACUCUGGUGAACAUUGAAGUGGUUGAGAAGGCCUCUAAUCACGCUGAGGAUCUGGAGAAGCAAGCUGCACAACUCGAGCGUGAUCUCAAAGGAAGUGAUGCCAAUGGAUUUGUCCAGAAAGCUAUUGAUGCAUCCAAUGUGUAUGACAACAUCAUCAAGUACAUUGAAGAUGCAAAUAUAACAGGACUGACAACCCUAGACCUUGCCACACGUGCUGAAGAUGCAAUAGAUGGAGUCAAAACACAGCUUGACUUUCUGAAGACACAGAGUGACCUCUAUUUCAAGCAAUCUGUCUCCCUGCGCUCUGAAGAAUACGAGGUGAAAAGUCUGGUGCGCGAUACGCUCACUUACAUUGACGAGACAAACGAGACCUUGACUGAAUCAAACAAGAAGCUUGCUGUCAUAAUGAAUGACCUCAGUGCUUUACAGAAGGAUCGCACAAGCACGCGGCUGGAGUUCUCCCAGGAGGUGUCCGAGAGCACUCGCAACCGCUCGGCCGAGGUCCUGCAGACCAUCACUCCCAUCAGCCAGCAGGUGCAGGAGUGGUCCAACAACCUCAACAACAACGAGUACUCUGCCGCGGCCUUCGAUCAAGCCGUGGCCUCCGCAGGAGAAGCUGUGGACAACCUGUCUAACAUUGUCCCUGAGCUUCUGGACAAACUUCGAGUGGUGGAGGAGAAGAAACCAGUCAACAACGUCUCAACCAACAUCAUGAAGAUCAGAGAACUCAUUGCUCAGGCCAGAAGUGUGGCCAAGAAGGUCCAGAUCUCCAUGAAGUUCAAUGGCAAGUCUGCAGUGGAGGUGCAGCCUCACCCCAACGUGGAGGACUUGAAGACUGUCACGUCCAUCAGCCUGUUCAUGAGAGUGGACCCGGACAACGACCCCAUCGAGGACCGCAUCAUCCUGUACCUCGGAGACAAAAAUGGGCAGAAGGACUACAUGGGCCUUGCCAUCAAGAACGACAACCUUGUGUAUGUCUACAACCUGGGGGGAGAGGAUGUGGAAAUUCCCCUGAGCUCCAAGCCUGUCAGCUCCUGGCCUCCUGUCUUCAACCUUAUCAGGCUGGAGAGACUGGGUCGGCAUGGUAAGAUCUUCCUGACCGUGCCCAGCCAGAGCACCACGGCCGAGCAGAAGUUCAUCCAGAAGGGAGAGGCCCUGGGACCAGACUCCCUGUUCGACCUGGAUCCCGAAGACACCGUGUUCUUUGUGGGAGGUGUGCCCACUAGCGUUAAGCUUCCUCCUCCACUAAGCCUGGCACAAUUUGUGGGAUGUCUGGAGCUGGCAUCGAUGAACAACGACGUCAUAAGCCUGUACCAUUUCAAAGAACUACACAAAAUGGAUGUACGUGCUUCACCGCCUUGUGCCAGGAACAAGCUGGCCUUCUCUCAGAGUCGAGUGGCGAGCUAUCUCUUUGAUGGCACCGGAUAUGCUCUUGUCAACAACAUUGAGAGAAGGGGUCGAAUCAGCGUUGUCACCAGGUUUGAUGUUGAAGUUCGAACUGUUGCCAAUGACGGUAUACUUCUUCUGAUGGUCAAUGGGUCAAAUUACUUCGUGCUGGGACUGAAAGACGGCUAUCUGCAGCUUAAAUACAAUUUCAACUUUGCCGGAGGUCCGGUUGUCAUGGACAGCAAGUUACCGAAACUGCAGAUCAACGAUGCCCGUAAUCAUGAGGUGUCUGUAAUCUACCACCACUCUAAGAAGAUCAUCCUGCUGGUGGAUAGGACUCAUGUGAAGUCCAUGGAGAACGAGAAGAAAGCCUUACCCUUCUCAGAUAUCUACAUCGGGGGAGCGUCCUCCAGCAUUCUCAAUUCCAGGCCAGAGCUGUCAUCCCUAGUAGGCCUUAGAGGCUGUGUCAGAGGAUUCCAGUUCCAGAAGAAAGAUUUCAACCUCCUGGAGGAGCCUGGGACCAUUGGCAUCAGCAGCGGAUGUCCAGAGGAGUCCUUUAUGUCCCGUAAAGCAUACUUCAGUGGGGACGGCUUCCUGGGAUCCACAGCCAAGAUUACGCCUUUCGAGGCGUUUGAGGGAGGGUUCAAUUUCAGAACAGAGCAAUCAGCUGGUCUUCUGUUCUACCACAAUGACGGGGCUGAUGAGUUCUCCAUCUCUCUGGAUAAUGGCGGCAUUGUGAUGAACUGCAAGGGGACCAAAGUCAAGUCACACAAGAAGAACUACAAUGACGGAAGGCGACAUUUCCUUGUGGCCUCUGUGACCAAUAAAAAGUAUGAGCUUGUUGUCGAUGACAAAGACAAGCAAGAGAAGAAGCAUUCGCCAAGCACGGCACUUUCCGCCACCACACCAAAGGUCUUCUACUUUGGAGGCUCUCCCACAAGCAAAAUAGCCAACUUCUCUGGGUGCAUCAGCUAUGCAUACAUGAGCAGGCAAGACAGAGACAUUGAGGCCGAAGACUUCCUCAAGUACUCUGAGAAGGUGCAGACGUCCCUGCAGGACUGCCCCAUGGAGCAGGAGCCCGCCGCCCUGCAGGACAAGCCCAGCAAGAACUCCUCCAAGCCCAAACAGGGAGCCUCUCGCAAGGUUAGCAGAGAUAAGUCCAGCCUCCCACAGGGGCCCCUGGGGCUGAAGAGCGGACCCCUGGAGCCUCCCGAGCUGGACGCCACACCCUGUGUGCUAUCCCAGAAGCCCCGGGCCACGCGCAACGCCUACCACUACGGUGGCACAGCUAACAGCCGCCAGGAGUUCAACAUCUCUGAGUCUAUUAGUGAGAGGUCGCACUUCUCUCUAUCUCUAAAGACAGAGUCCAGCUUUGGUCUAAUCUUCUACGUGUCGGAUGAGACAGAGGACAACUUCAUGGCCCUCUACAUGACACAGGGGAAGCUGAUGUACACCUUUAACGUCGGCCAGGAGAAAAUCAGGAUGAAAACGCAGGAGAAGUACAACAAUGGAGCUUGGCACAAUGUCAUUUUCGUGCGAGAUGGGAACAUGGGAAGACUGGUGGUAGACGGCCUGACUGUUCUUGAUGACAGAGUCACGGGCGCCAAUGCCACAUGGAAUGUCAGUAGCACUGUUAACGUGGGGGGAGUCCCACCCACAAAAGCCCACAAGAAUAUACAGAGGAACUCGGUGUACAGCUUCACGGGCUGCGUGAGGAGUCUUCAGCUGAAUGGCCGCAGGUUGUCCUCGGCUCCCAAGAGCUUUGGGGUGGUACCAUGCUUCGAGGGGCCCACAGAGCCCGGGGCUUACUUCUCAGACGAGGGCGGAUAUGUGGUCCUGGAUGACUCCUUCAGUCUGGGCCUGAAGUUUGAAGUGGUGGUCGAAGUGCGCCCUCGUGUGGCCACAGGCGUGCUACUGCAUACCUACACAACAGAGAAGGAAUACCUCACCGUGUACAUCCACAAUAACCAGGUGGUGGUAUUGGUGAACAACGGCAUCCGUGAAUUCUCCACGUUUGUGAAUCCCAGACUGGGAAUGUGUGACGGCAACUGGCACCGCAUCACAGUCAUUCGAGAUGCCAAUGUGGUGCAGCUGGAUGUGGACUCGGAGGUGAACCAUGUGGUGGGCCCUCUCAGCCCUGAUGCCCAGACCACCAGGACCCCUGUGUUUAUCGGAGGGGCUCCAGUUUCUCUGCUCCCGAAACCUCUUGCCACCAGAAGAUCAUACACAGGCUGCGUCAGGAAUUUAGUAGUGAAUGAGACCCCCGUCAGCUUCCGCAAAGCAGCCCUAGUCACAGGAGCUGUUGGAGUUGACGCCUGCCCUGCUGCAUAGCAACAGCGCCAUGACGCACGGCACGGAGACCAUGGCAAAACCAUGGCAACAGGACCGAUCAUAAUGUCCUUACUUUGAUUAUCCUGUUUCAUGUUUUGUAUUAAAUGGCCUUGUCAGUCUCGUGUCCUAA